UCAGCACCCGGAGAAUCGCACUCCAGAGUUGAUCGGGGUCGAUUUCCACAAAAGCAGGCCUCGGAUAAAUCAGCUCGACCUUUCGAUCAAAACAUAGUUCAAUUCCACCGCUUAAUCAUCAUCGAACGAAGAGUAAUGAUCAUGACAGUAAAAAAAAUGCAACAAAGGCAUUCUUCGCGAAUGAACAAUAAUGUCAGCAAUUGAAUGUGUCUGCCAUCGCCACCAGAAGACCAUUCCCACUGACCCCCACUGCUGUCGAUUUUAUUUUCAAAAUGAUCUUGGCAAUGGGAGGGACGAUCGAAUCGAGGGAAUGAUCGAUCGUCGCCUUGAACGAUGAACAUUUGAGUGGAAGAAUAAGGGGCACUGGAGUCUGAUUAGGGACUGAAUGACUGAAAAAAUGCCCUAUUGGUACUACGAAAAAGAGGAAUUGCAACACACACCCUCGAUCCAGGAUGGAAUUGACUACAUGACAGAGUCUCGAUACAGAAAGGAAGGUGCAAAAUUUAUUUUCGAUGUCGGCACGAACCUGGGGCUUGGGUACAACACAAUGGCAACUGGAGUCAUGUAUUUCCACAGAUUCUACAUGUUCCAUUCGUUCAAGGAAUUUCCUCGCUAUGUGACAGCCUCUGCGUGCAUAUUUCUGGCUGGAAAAGUCGAGGAGACACCCAAGAUGUUCGAGGAUAUCAUAAAGACAGCCAGGACACUGCUGGAUAAGAAGGAGUUGAGGAAGUUUGGGAGAAAUCCUAGGACGGAGAUGAUGACGAUCGAGAGAAUUCUGCUUCAUACCAUCAAGUUUGAUCUACUGGUGGACCAUCCCAAUAAUUAUGUUCCGAAAUAUGCCAAGUGCCUCAGGGGUAGCAAAAAGAGGAUUGGAAACAUAGUUCAGUCGGCCUGGAACUUUGCACGUGACAGUCUCUACACAACACUGGCCCUCCAGUGGGAGCCCGAAAUAAUCGCAAUUGCGUUUAUGUACCUGGCCGGAAAACUGGGAAAAUUCACUCUUGUGGAUGGUAAGGGGCGUCUCAGGUGGUGGGAUGCCUACGUGGAGGAUGUAUCCGUGGAUUUGCUAGAAGGAAUUUGUCACCAGCUUCUCGACUCUUACGAUCAGCCAACGACAGGCAACGAAAAAUCCCCUGUCGCCGAUAAAUCAUCGGAUUCGCCAAAUAAUUCAGGUGAAAAUGGUGAAGUUAUUCCGAGUAUCGAGGCUGUACCAGACACUCCAACAGGUGUAACCACAUCCCCACGAGCUCUGAAGGACGCCCCAAACCCCCCAGAUCCCCAGAAGUCCCCACCGAAAUCAGGGGACAUCCCUCAGUUCUUCCCAGCAAUCAUUCCACCAGUAGAUUUUUCAGUGCCACCUCCACCCCUGCCUCCAGCAGUCCUCGAGCAUCUUGCAAGGUGCAGAGCGAGACCUGAGCGACCGAAGAUUCAUUCAAUUCAGCCCUUCGCGCCGUACGUGGCACCACCUCGAGCCCUGUUGAACCCUAUUUGCUUCGUAACUGCUUCGCAAUCAUCUCCAGCUGUGCCACAGUCAAUCGUGGACACUUCACAUUAUCCUAGACGUUGACAUCAACAUCUUCAGAGGGCUGAAGAUUGUAAUGGCUAUAUUAUUAAGGGAGUAAUAAAGGAAAGUGUAUUUGCAAUUGGGUAAUUCCUCAAUUUUCUUCUGUUCAGGGAUAGCCUAUGAUAAUUAUUAGUUAAUAUCACUUUUAAAUUUAAAUUAGGCCCGGUUGCACCAGCUCCGGGUAACUAC
Molecule: messenger RNA, 1753 nt
Organism: Diachasma alloeum
Lineage: Eukaryota; Metazoa; Arthropoda; Insecta; Hymenoptera; Braconidae
Product: cyclin-K
Exons: 7
Coding region: 386-1567 (393 amino acids)
Biological process (GO): positive regulation of DNA-templated transcription, elongation; regulation of transcription by RNA polymerase II
Cellular component (GO): nucleus; cyclin/CDK positive transcription elongation factor complex
Molecular function (GO): cyclin-dependent protein serine/threonine kinase activator activity
Source: RefSeq, a predicted model, not a curated record